ACAACUUCCGGCCGUCGCUGCCAACAACCAGCAGCUUGACGCGGCAAGCCAAGCUACCACAGUCGGCCAACACACGGAAAAGUAGCACAAAAUGGCAGCUUGUUUUUUUCCAGCAGCACAGAGAAGGGGCUCUGCCGCCGAAUGAAGUGUCAAUGUGUCGGCCAGGAGACACAUAGAGGGCCGAAGUGAUAGCCCGAGGCCCUCGUCGUCGUGUCCCAACAGUGAAGUUGCCCGCCGAGUGCCAAACUUGGGCUUCCUCCGCGGCCCUGUGGAUCUGUGGAUGAGGGAGUGAAAGCUCUGCCUUCAGGAAAAGGAAUCCCUUUGAUGGGAGAAUCCUUCUUCCUGGACUCUUGGCUUGGGUCGAUAGCCGUGUCGUUAUGAUGGAUGAGCAGGAGGCACUGCAGUCAAUCAUGCAGGACCUGGCAGAACUCCACCGCUCCAGCCGUCCUGCUGGGUUCCUGUCGGACCUGGGCAAACCCAAAGCCUCCUCGCCCAAGAACCUGAAUGACAUCAGAGUAAAAUUCGAGUUUAAAGGCGAGAAGAGAAUUUUGCAAUUCCGUCGGCCUCUCAAGUUGGACGACCUGAGGGCAAAAGCUAAGGUGGCUUUUGGUCAGAUGAUGGAUCUUCACUACAGCAACAACGAGCUGGUGAUUCCACUGACCGUUCAGGAUGACUUGGACAAGGCAGUGGAGCUGCUGGAUCGGAGCAUUCACAUGAAAAGUCUGAAGAUCCUCUUGGUGCUGCAGCUCUCCUCACAGAACUCUUCCUGCAAUAUGGGCCUUCUGCCUUCCUCUGAGGAGUUGGACAACACAGGAUUCAGAGUCCCAGAUAAGAAGAGCUUACUUGGAUCAUUAGGAUCUCAUUCAGCGGAUCGUAGCUCUCCUCCACCUGGAUAUAUUCCUGACGCACUCCAGCAGGUGGCGAGGAAUGGAUCCUUUACAAGUAUCAACAGCGAAGGAGAGUUCAUUCCAGAAAGCAUGGACCAGAUGCUGGACCCAUUGAGCAUGAGCAGUCCGGAAAACUCUGCGUCUGGUAGUUGUCCUUCUUUGGACAGCCCUCUGGACAGCGACUACCCAAAGUCGAGGAUGCCAAGAGCACAGAGCUACCCUGACAACCACCAGGACUUUUCAGGUGCAGAUUACGACAUUCCAGUCUUUGACAAGACAGGAAAAGGAGGCACGUACCCUCGCCGAUACGGUGUUCCCUUUGGUCUUCAAGAUUACAGUGAUGGGAGGAAGACCUUCCCUCGCGCUCGCCGGACACAAGCACACGGCCUGCGCUCACCUGUCAGCUUCAGUCCCACAGAGCAGUCUCCAAGCACCAGCAGCGGCAGCAGCGUCUUCACCCCCGACCUGGAAGAUGCUGCCGGGCCUGCCAGGCGUCCACGAAGAGGAAGUGACAUUGAGGUCAAUCAGUCAGCCACCCCGAACUUGUCCGUCAUGGACAUCAGUCCACCCAGCCGCUCGCCUCGUGCACCCACCAACUGGCGACUGGGGAAGCUGCUUGGCCAGGGUGCCUUCGGACGGGUUUUCCUUUGCUAUGACGCAGACACUGGACGGGAACUGGCUGUCAAACAGGUCCAGUUUGAUCCAGAUAGUCCUGAGACGAGCAAGGAGGUGAGCGCGCUGGAGUGUGAAAUUCAGCUGCUAAAAAAUCUUUGUCACGAGCGCAUCGUCCAGUACUACGGGUGUCUGCGAGAUACUAUGGAACGAACACUCUCCAUCUUCAUGGAGUACAUGCCUGGAGGCUCCAUAAAGGACCAGGUGAAGACUUACGGUGCACUGACGGAGAACGUGACACGUCGUUACACUCGGCAAAUCCUUGAAGGGGUUUCCUACCUUCACAGCAACAUGAUCGUUCACAGGGACAUCAAAGGGGCCAAUAUCCUCCGAGACUCUAUCGGAAACGUGAAGCUGGGAGACUUUGGGGCCAGUCGACGGCUGCAGACAAUAUGUCUGUCAGGAACGGGAAUUAAGUCGGUGACUGGCACUCCCUACUGGAUGAGCCCGGAAGUAAUCAGUGGCGAGGGUUAUGGCAGGAAGGCUGACAUCUGGAGUGUGGGAUGCACUGUUGUGGAAAUGCUGACCCAACGACCCCCCUGGGCGGAGUUCGAGGCCAUGGCGGCCAUCUUUAAGAUUGCCACGCAGCCCACAAACCCCAUGCUGCCAGCCCACGUGUCAGACCACUGCAGAGACUUCCUCAAGCGUAUCUUUGUGGAGACCAAGCAGCGUCCUUCUGCGGAUGAACUGCUCAGGCACAUUUUUGUACAUUAAGACGAGAGCGCCGGCCAGUUUGGACUUUGCCUGACAACACACCAACCUCUCAGCUUGCUCGCUGGAAGCAUAUUGGACCAGGAAGAUGGUUGGGUGCUUCGUACCAAACUGCUAAAGACACGAGUCUUCUCUUUUUGCACCUUAAUUUCUCAAAUAAGGAGGAAUCAAGCGCGUUAUGAACUCUCAGAAAACUGCUCCCCCUUUUUUUAACGCCCUCUCUUCAAACGUUGGUGUCGUCGUUGUGGACCAGACCCCAGAAUGUAGUCUCCUGCUGGUGAUGACCUGGACUUGCUGCUAACAAAAACCCCAUGCAGACAACAUUCUCCACUUGCCUGCCUUCAUCUCGCCUUCUUUUUCAGUUGCCAUCUUGCCACGUGCCUUUUAUUUUUUUCAGUUUCUCUACAUAGCCUGGAGGAGUUUGUGUCACGGUCACGUCAAGUCCCGCAAGUUGACUGCUUGCGGUCACAUCUCACGGCUGCAGAAAAGUCUGCUUCUUCCCCUUUCGCUUUGCAAGAUCUUGAUUGACAAACUGCUGUGUUGCAAUACCACAGUGGGGAAAAUAGGAAGGAAGCCCCUGCUGAGACAAUCUAUAUUUUUAACGGCAGGUUUAUUGUUGAGAAAAACAGAAUAGUUCAAACAAGUCCAGAAAAAAUAACCCUAAAAAGUUUAGAGUGAGUUUUUGUAUUUGAAGUUGUGGAGAAAAGCUUGUUGGGCAGCACAAAGAUGUUUGUGGGAGUUGGUCAUCAGGGUUGUCCUACGCAUUCCUUUGUAGGUUGAGUGGAUGCCAAAGAGCUCAAAGUUGGCAUCAUCUGACCACGUCCCAUUCUUCCAAGCCUUGUCUGAAGUUUGCCAAUGAAGACCUCAAUGACUUGGACAGGCCUCAUCACAGUCCAUGACAUGUGCUACUUAGGCUUUCCCAACCGUCAUCAACCAGCGCCUCCUUUGUAAUUCUGGGCUGGCCCCGCACCUUUCUUAGAACCACCUUUACUCCACAGGGGGAAUUCUUGCAUGGAGCAUUUCCGAAUGAUUGCGUCUACAGUGUUUUUUUUUAAAACCAAUGUUCUUGUUGGUCUCGUUGCUUAUUCUAGUCUUGUGCAGGUCCACAAUCUUAUCCCUGAUUUCUUUUGGCAACUCUCUUUCUUUCCCAUGCUGGUGGACGGUCAUUUGUCCACAUCCAUGGAGAUGAGGUAUCCUCUUCUGAAGGACAGGACUGUGUGCUUCUUUGGCAUGUGAGCAGUCUGGUGGUCAAAAAAGGGGAUCAAAUGCAACAUCGCUCUUGUUUACUAUAAACCUUAUCAGCAGGGGAUGAAAUGCUUCUUACUUGCAGUGACACCAUCAGUAACACUCCUUUUUACGGCUUGAGAUUGAUGCCUUAAAUGUUCCUGAGAGCCGGACCACAGCGAUGUCUGCUUUGAAACAUUCAUAAUCCAUUCAAAAAGGCCCACUUUGCUCUCAUCUGACCCAACUGCAGGCUCCAUAUUGACCCUGUGAAGCCUGAUAUCUGCAAGAAUUACAGCACUUGGACUUUUGCUGCGGUUGAACGAAGUCAACUCGGUACGUUUUGACGUGGGCCACCACAUGGUACGAAAAAGCCACUAAUACACAAAUGUACCCCCUCCAUAGAUUUGUCCAGAAUAAUGCAGGACAUGUAGGAUUCCUCUGAAGGCACUUAACAUGCACUAUGACAAACUUUAGUGGCCGUGUUGCGUUUAAAUCCGGAUGCACUAUCUUUGUCUCACUGAGUGACGUUCAAUUUCAUUUUAUUUUUUGAUGUCCUCUUCACUUGUUUCUUUGCACAUAACUUUGUCCGUGUGUCUUUGCAAUGAAUGUAAGGUGUCCGACGCCCUUCUUCACACCAGUGGAUGAACUCACCACCAGUAUUUGUCUGUACGCCUGUGUGUAACUACUGGCUAUGCCCAAUCGGUGCCACCCAUAAUGCCUGGAGCGUUCUCAUCACCAGUGGAGGACACUGAUGAUUCAAGUCUUGUACAAAUGUAAAAAAAAAAAAUGAAAUGUACCUUUUUGUUUUUGUUUUUCUAAAGUCCGUUUUGUGUGUCUUGUUAAAGAAGCCAUGUUUAUAAUUCAAAUUGGUUUGUGACCAAUACGCCUGUUUAUAUCAGAUCUGUAUAUCAGUGGUACGUAUAAUUUUUUAAUAUAUAUAUUUUUAUUUCACUUGGGAAGAUUUAAUGCAUGGUCGGUCGAGACAAAUGCAGCAGUGCCGUUAAACUCUCUCGGCCAAAUUCUGCAGUAAUGCAAAGAAAAGCUGGUUGUUUGUUAUUAUGACGGUGAAGAGUAAUAAAAGUAUUUAUUUCA
Nerophis ophidion (straightnose pipefish) is the source of this 4586-nucleotide messenger RNA. It is a transcript of the gene map3k2, whose product is annotated as mitogen-activated protein kinase kinase kinase 2. Gene Ontology annotation, biological process: protein phosphorylation. Bases 378 to 2273 code for a protein of 631 amino acids. NCBI's taxonomy places the organism in Eukaryota, Metazoa, Chordata, Actinopteri, Syngnathiformes, Syngnathidae. The transcript is spliced from 17 exons. Gene Ontology annotation, molecular function: ATP binding; protein kinase activity; protein binding. The record is from RefSeq and is a predicted model, not a curated record.